CAAAAGGCCUCGUAUAUACGCAUUAGAUAAAAUAAACUACGAGUCCGACCCUCCCUUGAAAUUCUGAAUGCCAAAAGACCGAGCUGUAGAGCUUUAUUAAUAUAAAAAAACGAAUCUGAGUUUUGAGUUGGCAACACUUGUUCUUAUACAUCUUCCUUUUUUGUGCAACGCGUUUUUACGGAAGGUGUGUUAAAGUUGUUCUCUCGAAUUAUCUUCUAAUUUAGUAAACUAGAUUUGUUAUAUGUAUUUGUGUUCUUCCUAAAAGCUAAAAUUUCUUGUUGUCUUUCAGUAAUUCGUGGAUACACCAAUAUACACAAUGGUUGCGGCCAAGAAACAAGUAAGUGUCGUACACGUGUUUUUGCAGAUAUUAUUUUCUAAUGGACUAAAACGGGGUUACUAAAUAACUUUAGUAUUCACUAAUCCUUAAUUAAGUCCAAGAUAAUAUAAUGAUACAAGAUAGGCUUGCUAAUUUCAUAAUUGGGAAGGUUGAGAACGUAUCGAACAAAUUUAAUUUAUAGAAAAAGACCAUCGAGUCUAUCAACUCCCGAUUGGCUCUGGUUAUGAAAUCCGGCAAGUACUGCCUUGGCUACAAGCAAACGUUGAAGACUCUCCGUCAAGGCAAAGCUAAGCUGGUCAUCAUUGCUAAGAACGCCCCUCCUCUAAGGAAAUCAGAGAUUGAGUACUAUGCUCUCCUCGCCAAGACUGGUGUCCACCACUACAGUGGAAACAACAUCGAGUUAGGCACAGCAUGCGGAAAGUACUACAGGGUGUGCACACUCGCUAUUACUGACCCAGGAGAUUCUGACAUCAUUACCACUCUGCCCGAGUCGCAGGUGUAGGGUUAUUUUUAAUAUAAUUUAAAAAAACAAA
This is a messenger RNA of Spodoptera exigua (beet armyworm), 870 nucleotides long. The record is from the annotation of a GenBank genome assembly. Lineage: Eukaryota; Metazoa; Arthropoda; Insecta; Lepidoptera; Noctuidae.